Ceratotherium simum simum (southern white rhinoceros) is the source of this 2909-nucleotide messenger RNA. RefSeq names its product pyruvate dehydrogenase kinase 4 (gene PDK4). Gene Ontology annotation, molecular function: pyruvate dehydrogenase (acetyl-transferring) kinase activity. The record is from RefSeq and is a predicted model, not a curated record. Gene Ontology annotation, cellular component: mitochondrion. NCBI's taxonomy places the organism in Eukaryota, Metazoa, Chordata, Mammalia, Perissodactyla, Rhinocerotidae. Gene Ontology annotation, biological process: regulation of glucose metabolic process; protein phosphorylation.
GCGGGUAGCGGCGGGCGGUGGCAAGACGCGAACUUGACUCUAGAGCCAUUCACUGCUCCUUCGACUCACUGCCCGCCUCCUCCACCCCGAAGCACCUCCGAACCCCAGCCCAGGCCGCGGUGCCCGAGCCCGCCAGCACACCUGCCCUCCUCGCCCGGACGCGCCCCGCCCCCUCUUCGGUCCCAGGUGCUGCUCCUCGCAGCUGUCGCGCCUCAAGCCAGACCCAGCCCUUCCAGGGACGGUGGGGAUCAAGAUGAAGGCGGCCCGCUUCGUGAUGCGCAGCGCCGGCUCGCUGAGCCUGGUCCCCCGCGAAGUCGAGCAUUUCUCGCGCUACAGCCCGUCCCCGCUGUCCAUGAAGCAGCUGCUGGACUUUGGUUCAGAAAAUGCAUGUGAAAGAACUUCUUUUGCAUUUUUGCGACAAGAAUUGCCUGUGAGGCUAGCCAAUAUCCUGAAAGAAAUUGACAUCCUCCCUGAUCCAUUAGUAAAUACAUCUUCAGUGCAAUUAGUUAAAAGCUGGUAUAUCCAGAGCCUGAUGGAUUUGGUGGAAUUCCAUGAAAGAAGCCCACAGGACCAGAAAACAUUGUCAGAUUUUGUAGAUACUCUCAUCAAAGUUCGAAAUAGACACCAUAAUGUAGUUCCUACAAUGGCACAAGGAAUCAUAGAGUACAAAGAUCGCUGUACAGUUGACCCAGCCACCAAUCAAAAUCUUCAGUAUUUCUUGGAUCGAUUUUACAUGAACCGUAUUUCUACCCGGAUGCUGAUGAACCAGCACAUUCUUAUAUUUAGCGACUCACAGACAGGAAACCCAACCCACAUUGGAAGCAUUGAUCCAAACUGUGAUGUGUCAGCAGUGGUCCAAGAUGCCUUUGAGUGCUCAAAGAUGCUUUGUGAUCGGUAUUAUUUAACAUCUCCAGAGUUAAAGCUCACACAAGUGAAUGGAAAAUUUCCAGGCCAACCAAUUCACAUUGUGUACGUUCCCUCUCACCUUCAUCAUAUGCUCUUUGAACUAUUCAAGAAUGCAAUGAGGGCAACAGUUGAACACCAGGAAAACCGGCCUUCCCUUACACCAAUUGAGGUGAUAGUUGUCUUGGGAAAAGAAGAUCUCACAAUUAAGAUUUCAGACAGAGGAGGUGGUGUGCCCCUGAGGAUCAUUGACCGCCUCUUUAGUUACACAUACUCCACUGCACCAACGCCUGUGAUGGAUAAUUCCAGGAAUGCUCCUUUGGCUGGUUUUGGUUACGGCUUGCCCAUUUCUCGUCUCUAUGCCAAGUACUUUCAAGGAGAUCUGAAUCUCUAUUCUUUGUCAGGAUAUGGAACAGAUGCUAUCAUCUACUUAAAGGCUUUGUCUUCUGAAUCUGUAGAAAAACUCCCGGUCUUUAACAAAUCAGCCUUCAAACAUUAUCAGAUGAUGAGUGAGGCUGACGACUGGUGUGUCCCAAGCAAGGAACCAAAGAACUUGGCAAAGGAAAAAGUGGCCCUGUGAAGAGGGACACCCAGGACACUUUAAGGAAUCAAAGUGGGUCCAUACCAGUGCUGCUUCCUGAAUGUUUGCGUGUGAACUUUUGUUUCCUCAAAAACAAACAAUAGCAACAAACACUCCUUGAUCAGAACACUGAUGGGAAGAGGAACGGCUCGUUUCUGUGACCCAGGAGAGCAUAGCGCAGGACUGCAGGAGUUACCAGAUAGCCAGCUCUUUAUUCUUAGAAUAACUCAUGAGUUUAUAUCAAAUCUUGAAGAAGAAAUAAUCCUCAUUUUUCCAUGUCUUUAUCAACAAGAAUGAGAAAAGGAGCAAAAUGAUGAUGUAGGCUAGCAGUUUCAAUGGACUGGUAUUUUAGGCCUCUGGUUGAUGUCAUAAGAUAUUGGUAUUUAUUGAAUAUCAAGUGUCAAUACACCAGUAUUUUCCUGCCAUUCAAAGGAUUGGGGCUUAGUUUAUGCUCUGUGAUUAGAAGUGUAUGUAAAGGUACAUUUUGUAUUUGUCUAUGCACUCUAGGGAGGAAAAGCUGGUGAUUAAAAUAACAUUCACUUUGAAUGAGGAAGAAUGAGUCAAAACGUUUUAUUCAAAGUUGCAGCCAAGGCAUUGGGCCUAUGUAAAAACUCAGAAGAAAGCCUCUUCUGAUCAAUGAAGUGCCUUUAUUAUGCUGCUUUUCCUGUUCACACUUCACAUGAUAUGUGAACACUUAUUGCCAGUUGCCUAGCCUUGGUGAAUUUUGAAAUAUGCACUGAAUUCAGGAUGUUGGUGGUUGGGGGCAGAGAAGAAUUGCCAAAGUGAUAGCAAAAAUAUCUCUCACCUUGCUUUGUUUAGAAAUGAAAGAGUAGAUUGGAAGAACCAACGUUAGGAAAAGAAAUCAUGCCUUUAGAACCUAACUCAGUAGGAAGGGCUGUUCUCUACCUUGCAGUGGUGGUAAUCCAAAGGCAUCCAUUUUCUAGGCUUAAAAAGAUGUAUUUUUGAUAUGUUUAACUAUAUUGUCUACACUCCAGCAUUAACACGUCUGUAAAAAAAUUCCUAAUUAUCUAAUGGCUCAAGAACAUUAGAAUUUAAUUACUUCUUGGAGUAUUUUUGACAAAUAGCCUGGGAGUAAGAGGUUUUCAUGCCAAGAUGCUUUCAUCUGUGAAUCAUUGAGAUUGAGAGCUAAUGAAUGAAAGCCGUAUUGCGUAUGGAACUUUUGGGGAGUUCAGGAAUAAUAUGCAGGUUGACAGGCCAUCCAGCACAUUACUCUUAGAGAAAGAAUGAAAAAACAAAAGAAGGAAAGAAGGAAGGAUGGAAAGAAGAAGGAAGGAGGGAGGGAGGGAAGCAGGAGGCAGGCACCUUGCUAUAUUCACCACAAAUUAUUUCAAGAAAUGAUCCAUAUUUUCAUGGAUAAAUUAUUGGCAAGAGAAUGAAUUGGUGUCUUUCAAAACAAUAUGCCUUC